Molecule: messenger RNA, 623 nt
Organism: Anoplopoma fimbria (sablefish)
Lineage: Eukaryota; Metazoa; Chordata; Actinopteri; Perciformes; Anoplopomatidae
Gene: hmga1a
Product: high mobility group AT-hook 1a
Exons: 5
Coding region: 127-429 (100 amino acids)
Biological process (GO): regulation of DNA-templated transcription
Cellular component (GO): nucleus; chromatin
Molecular function (GO): transcription coregulator activity; DNA binding
Source: RefSeq, a predicted model, not a curated record
UGCAGCCUAUAGAGCCGUGCAAGGCUUUUUAACCGGGUACAACCAGCCAGGCUUAAAGGAAACAUUAGGUCUUAAAUUCAGAGCAGCGAUUACAGCCGAGCGGUAGGUCUGAAGAGUAAAGGAAAUAUGAGCGACAAGGGGACAGUCUCGCCGAAAGAGAAGGAGGCAACAGAGAAGAGGGGGCGUGGAAGACCCCGCAAGCAGCCCCAGGUGAAGACCUCUGACGAACCAAGCGGGUCCCCUGCUCCAAAGAGGUCCAGAGGACGGCCGAAGGGCAGCAAAAACAAGACGGUCGUCAAGGGCAAAAAGGCAGCAGCAGCCCCAGCUGCAACGGGAAAACGCAGGGGAAGACCUAAGAAGGAGGAGAAGGAAGAAAAAGCAUCCCAGGAAUCAUCCGAGGAGGAGGAGGAAGAUGAAGAAGACCAGUAAUUCACAACGCAUGCUACCUCACUCAACAUACUGACUUACUGUUAACCAGAACUGGGCUGUAUCUCCAACACCAGGUGCCACCACAUGACCACUGUUUCACGACAAAGCCCCCCCCCUUUGCUCCAAAGGACGGGUUAACACAGUACAAAUAUCAUGCAACAGCACUGGAUAGAACGAUGGACCUUGCUCAAGCA